AUGGCGGCACACGUCAAGGUGUGCGAGAUGGGCGCGAGCUACGGCGUGGGGACAUUCGCUACGCGGCCCCUCCGCGCGGGGGAUGUCCUGCUGGAGGAACUGCCCGUUGCCUUUACACUGUCCCUGUCCUCGCGGCUCGAUUCGCGCUUCUGCAUGGGCUGCGGAACGAGGCUUGCAACUCUGCAGGAGGAGUGCGAACGGCUCGCGCGUCUCGCUCAGGGUGUGGUGCAACAGCAGCAACAGCAACCGUCGGACGGUGAUAAUAAUAAUAAUGAUGAUAAUCUGGAGGCUGUGAAGAAUGGCGGUGGUGUGCAGUACGCGGAGACUCUUCGCUCUCCUCGGGCGUUGUAUGAAUCAUUAAAGGAGUUCGGUGCAUCUAGCUUCUUCUCUCGUGGUGUUGCGAUGGAUGAUGAUGAUGACGGCGAUGACGAAGUACAACCACUAGGAGCCGAAUCGGAGGCAAGAGUGCGGUUCUGCUGUGCGAAGUGCAGGGCGCAUUGCCUGCACGAGCGAGGAGGGAAGUUCUUGCUGUCAAUGCCACCUAUUGCCAGAAAGACAGUCGCCGCACAGACGGUCCACAGCCUGCGUGAGCCGUCAGCCGAGACCAUCAUGCGGUGCGCCGUCGCCUUGGAUACGAAGGCGAUGGAGGAAGCGUGGCCUAGUAAAGCCCACACCCUGGCGACACUUGAGUACCUGGCAAAUAUCUACAAUGAGCGGUUGCGUCUCAUUCUCGCACUCCUCUCCCGUUGCCUCAGUGAAACUACUUCAGGAGCUGAUCUGCUUCCUCUAAAGGACCUCCAAGAUCGCUUCAGAGAGACGGUGCAGGCCAUGGUGGUGCGGUACGCUGAAGGGGCCCCGCGCACGUUGACGGAGCAGCAGCGUGCAUUCCUUCGUUUCUCGUGGAAGUGCGUGUGUCGCUGGCUGGGCCUCUGCUGUGCGGGGGCGAACAGUGAGACAACCGCAACGGAUCCCUUUGCGUGGCUCUCGCUGCAGUUGUACCUUCGCUGCUACUGGCUUGCAGACGCCAACGUGCACAUGUUCGUGGUAGUCUCGCCGCUCUACAGCCUGCUGUGUCAGAAGCUGCCGGUGCUGUGCGCAAUAUGCCGGCGCAGUGAGGGCGAAGGUGAGGGUGCGCAGUCGGCCCUGCGGCUGCGUCGACAGAUGUGUGUUCUGCGGGAGCUGUUCCGCCUCGUUGACCCCUGUGCCGCACACGCCACGGGUGUCGCGCUAUACGACGCCGCGACGAAAAUCAACCACAGUUGUGUGCCGUGUGCACGGUUUGUUCCCACGCACGGCCGCGUCCGCGCUGUAGUAGUGGCGCUGCGCGACAUUGCGAGCGGCGAAGAGAUACGCUCCUCGUACGUUGACCUCAGUGCCUAUGCUUCAAAGGUGGAGCGGCAGGACUAUCUACUGACGCACUACGGCUUUAGCUGUGACUGCCCGUUGUGCUGCGUCGACGAGUGA
Messenger RNA from Trypanosoma grayi, 1464 nucleotides. RefSeq lists its product as hypothetical. The transcript has a single exon. Gene Ontology annotation, molecular function: protein binding. The record is from RefSeq and is a predicted model, not a curated record. The coding region runs from base 1 to 1464 and encodes 487 amino acids. Lineage: Eukaryota; Euglenozoa; Kinetoplastea; Trypanosomatida; Trypanosomatidae.